Neltuma alba is the source of this 1185-nucleotide messenger RNA. Its product is annotated as peptidyl-prolyl cis-trans isomerase, chloroplastic. The transcript is spliced from 7 exons. Bases 162 to 950 code for a protein of 262 amino acids. The record is from RefSeq and is a predicted model, not a curated record. Gene Ontology annotation, molecular function: cyclosporin A binding; peptidyl-prolyl cis-trans isomerase activity. Gene Ontology annotation, biological process: protein folding; protein peptidyl-prolyl isomerization. Gene Ontology annotation, cellular component: cytoplasm. NCBI's taxonomy places the organism in Eukaryota, Viridiplantae, Streptophyta, Magnoliopsida, Fabales, Fabaceae.
CCUUUAUCGGUUUAUCCACCACUCACCGCCUUCAGCUGUAGUUUCCAGUCACCUAAUACUUGAGCUAUUGAGCGACAUUCCAUUGCUUUGGCCCUGAAACCCAGAAACCAUCGCCCAAUUUCCAGUUAGAGGGCAACCCUUUUCCUAUCAUAUCGUUAACUAUGGCUUCUUCAUUCUCAGCGCAGUUAGUGCAAAGUCAGAACUCGCUUCCUCGUCUUUCUCAGUUUCAGGGUAAUUACAGCCAAGAUGUGUCGAAGGUUCGAAGGCCACAUAUGAUUUGUAGCAGUACAAAAUCACAGCUUGGCUACACCAAAGCACUGGCAUCAAAAUCUCAUUAUGCCUCAAGUUUUUCUGUCUCAAACCAAUCCGGAGUAAAAUCAAUCUCAUAUAAGAGAAUGACAUGUGUCGACGCUGACCAAAAUGUCCUAGAGCUGCAAGCCAAAGUGACCAACAAGUGUUUCUUUGAUGUAGAAAUUGGGGGUGAAUCUGUUGGCAGGAUUGUUUUGGGCCUAUUUGGAGAAGUUGUGCCCAAAACUGUUGAAAAUUUCCGUGCUCUUUGUACAGGAGAGAAAGGAUAUGGUUACAAGGGAUCCCACUUCCACCGCAUAAUCAAAGAUUUCAUGAUUCAAGGAGGGGACUUCACUGAAGGAGAUGGAACUGGAGGAAUCAGCAUCUAUGGCUCUAGUUUUGAAGAUGAAAGUUUUGCCUUGAAGCAUGUUGGUCCUGGAGUUUUGAGCAUGGCAAAUGCAGGUCCUAAUACUAAUGGGAGUCAAUUUUUCAUUUGUACUGUAAAGACUCCAUGGCUGGACAAUCGUCAUGUUGUUUUUGGGCAUAUCGUUGAUGGAAUGGAUGUUGUGAAGACGCUUGAAUCCCAGGAGACAAGCAGGUAUGAUGGCCCUCGGAAGCCAUGCAGAAUUGUUAAUUGUGGAGAGCUGCCUCUAGAUGCUUGAUCCUUCCUCUGAAGCGCAUGAGAAUUUUCUCUUUUGCUAUGACAAUUUUCAAGCUUUAGUCUUCUGCACCUUUUGAGUUGAGGGAAAAUGUAGUGUCGUUUAAGUGACAUGGCAAUAAAGGCGAGAUUUGGUGAGGGAACUAUUGUCAGGAUGAGUACGAAAACGUUAUUUCAUAUGUACUAAACUGAUACACAUUUGCUAAAUCUUAUAAUUGUAGUACUUUCUUCUUCCCUAA